Cottoperca gobio is the source of this 1972-nucleotide messenger RNA. RefSeq names its product ADP-ribosylation factor-like protein 4D. The transcript has 3 exons. Gene Ontology annotation, molecular function: GTP binding; GTPase activity. Bases 477 to 1085 code for a protein of 202 amino acids. The record is from RefSeq and is a predicted model, not a curated record. Lineage: Eukaryota; Metazoa; Chordata; Actinopteri; Perciformes; Bovichtidae.
GCCUACUGCUGUUACGUCAGGAGCGGGGGGUUGCUCGUGAGGUUGCUCGUGCUUUUCCCGGCGCUGCUUCUGUCCUGUUGUCAGUCGUCGCCGUACCAACGCGGUAGCAGGACUGUCUACAUGAUCCGGCUUUGAAAACGGACAUAUCUGGAUUAUUUGACGUUAAAACUUGAGUACUGUUAAAAAAUGCAACUUGUGCAACAAUGUUGGCCAGUUUAAAGAGAUUGGAAGUGCCGACAGUGAGUGCAGCCGACUGUCUGUCCCCCAUCAGCCUUUGAAGUGAGGCCAGGAGUGUGCCCUGCUCUCCAGCCAAACCGACUCCUCCUUGUCCCUCCUGUCACCUUCAAGUGUCACACAAUAUUUUUUUGCUGUCAAGGACACAGCAAGCAAGUGAGACAAGGACCCAGGAAAACCGUGGGAUUUAAAGGAAGAAAAAACUCAUAUUUGGUGACUAUUCCACUUUACAGGCGCUAAACAUGGGGAACCAGUUAACAGAAAUCGCCCCCAACACCCCGUUCCUCCCCAGCUUCCAGUCUUUACAUGUCGUGGUGAUUGGUUUGGACUCUGCAGGAAAAACCUCACUUCUCUACAGACUCAAGCUGCGGGAGUUUGUUGAGACGAUCCCCACUAAAGGCUUCAACAUGGAGCGGAUUAAAGUGCCCAUGGGGAACUCCAAAACCAACAGCACCACGUUCCAGGUGUGGGACGUCGGCGGCCAGGACAAACUGAGGCCCCUCUGGAAGUCGUACACCAGGAGGACGGACGGUCUGGUGUUUGUGGUGGACGCAGCCGAGGCAGAGCGCAUGGAGGAGGCCAAGGUGGAGCUUCAUCGGAUCACCCGGUCUGCUGAGAACCAGGGGGUGCCCGUGCUGGUUCUGGCAAACAAGCAGGACCUGGCUGGAGCCGUGUCAGCUUCAGAGGUGGAGAAGGUUCUGGCACUGCAUGAGCUGAGCUCGUCCACCCUGCAUCACACACAGGGCUGCUCAGCGUUGGAUGGUCAGGGCCUGCAGCACGGCCUGGAGAAACUCUACGAGAUGAUCCUGAAGAGGAAGAAGAUGCUCCGACACAGCAAGAAGAAGAGAUGAGGCAGAGGAUGGCAGCGGUGCUGGGGUUGAGGUUACUUUUUGAAACACUACUUGUCUGAGGACCUUCACAGCAUCUACGUCAGUGACACUUUUGGAACUUGAGCGGGUGAAACCAUAGGGAAGCCUGUCAGCCCCUCAGACAAGUUGGGAUGUCUUCAACCAAAUUCAAUCUUUGGCUCUCAAGUCUUUUCCAAAUGUCAACAUCUCCCUUCACCCUCUAGACAUUUGGACAGACCUGCUUCCUUUAGGUUGGGUCUACUCCUGAGCACUCUUCCCUUAUGUCCCAUCCCCCAUCCUUAAAGGAGCACAACCAAGAGACUUACAGCUCCAGAGGGGGCUACUGAGGAAAAUGUGCAAUACAUAUGAUGAACACUCACUGAUGCAUUCACUCCAAUAUUGAAGGAUAUUUUGUACCACUGCUUGUACACAUUUAGUGCCAACAGAAAGCUGCAGACCUGAGCAUAGUUCCUGUUCCUUCAAGUUUCAAUGUCACACUUUACUCCAAAUCUUUAUGUUGCAUGAUGUUAACCCACAUACCUGCUUGGGAAUAUUAAGACAACACUUUUGUUGAUCAAAAGAAGACUAUUAAGAUUAUUCUAGUUUAGAAACGGCCCAAUGUUCAGUUGUGCACGUCACUGGACUGCAGUUAACAUGGGCCACCACUGUGACUGUUACAGCCUGACACGCUGAGGUUGCAGAAUCCAGCAAUGGGAGUUUAGAUAGUUUUUCACGCCACACCAAAGUUGUUUACUUGUCACAGUUCGGUGUAUUUCAGGGUUGGCUGAAUGGUUGGUUGGUAAGUUCAAACAAGAAGUUGUUUUUAUAUUGUGUACAUUUUGUUUUGUAAAAUGUCAACAUGAAUAAAUUAUUGAGAAACUUUGGCAUUA